Molecule: messenger RNA, 1470 nt
Organism: Ostreococcus tauri
Lineage: Eukaryota; Viridiplantae; Chlorophyta; Mamiellophyceae; Mamiellales; Bathycoccaceae
Product: unnamed product
Exons: 2
Coding region: 1-1470 (489 amino acids)
Source: RefSeq, a predicted model, not a curated record
AUGCCCGCCCUGAACGACGCGACGAACCGGGGUAAGCGGUCGUCGCGGUCGACGGUUGGGAAACGGAACUCGGACGCGAGCGCGCGGGAGACGACGCGACGCGCGUCGGGCGGACGCGGGUCGAACGGGAACGGUGCGUCGACGGCGUCGUUCAGCUCGGUGCCUGACGUGAGCAAGGACACGGGGUUUACGGGGGUGUCGAAUUCGCCGCCUGGGUUGGAGCCGACGCCGCAGACGCGAGGGCCGGUGGGGCGGAAAUUGAGCUCAGGGUCGAGCGCCGGGUCGACGGAUGGGCGGGCGGACGGCGUGUCGACGUCCUCUUUGCGAUCUGGGAGCUCGGGGACGACCGAAGCCACGCGACGAUCGUCUCGAGAGCGCAAGGCGACGAAUAAGUUCGGUGAGUUUCAGAGCUGGGAGUCUGUCGCCGCGGAUGAGGUGCCGCCGUCUCCGGCGUUUGUCGGGAAUCCGAGACAAAGGCAGGCGUACCUCGAGGCGUACGCGAAGAACAUCUACGAACAAGAAGUGGCGGAGCGAAAGGCGAAGGGCGAUGUCGUGGACGACACCGUAGAUGAUGUGCGCAGCCGCGUCGAGCAGCUCAUGAAUGCUGCGAACGAGAUGUUGCCAGACUACGCGCCGUCGCCCGCGAAGAGCUUGCACGCAAAGAGCUUGCAAGAGCAGUUGCGCGAGUCUUGGAAGGGAAGAGAUUAUUACUCGAAGCUCAUGGCGCAGAUGGCGUCGCCGUCGCCCGCGAGACCGAGCAUGCGACCGCCACACAUGCAACGCUUGCACCAAGGCACGAACGGGGCGGCAGCGGCGGCCAACAGAGCCAAGCAGGCUGAGGCGCAAAAGCAGCAAGCCGCACUCGCCAACAUGUCGGGUAACGCGCUCAACGGUUUCGGCGGUGGUGGCGGCGGGUACAUGUUUGCGAAUCUGGUCAAGCGACCCGAACCUGCUCCAGUACCGGUACCGGUGGCGCCCGCAGCUCAGGCGAAGGCGGCGACCAAGACAAAGCGCAAGAGCGGCGAUAUUAUGCCACCGCCUGGGCCGAAGCGCGGGUCAGACAAGUCACCAGAAUCGGCGAAGAGCGAGAGCUCUGUGGAGAUGGAGAUCGUGGCGAAUUCUGUCAAGAAAAUUGAGCAAGCGAUGCGAAGAAUCUCCAUGUCGCCGGCGCCGACGAGGCUCGCAUUCACGACCCACGCCUCGACAGAUUCGAACUCUCCGGGCAUGUCAGGCAUGCAACUCAAAUUUGAUUCUCCGAGUGAUUCGAGCGUGGACGUCGACGCGGUGCUAGUCGGAGAUGACAUGGAGGCGAUGCGCAAGGCGAUUAGAGAUCUCCGCCGUGAGAAUGAAGAGUUGCGGUCGAAGUUGGUCGAGACGCAGAGAGAUGCACGCAGCGCCGGCGCGCGCGUCUCGGGGAGUGUCAUCGCUCAGGCGAAAAUGACGGAGCACGAAUUCAGCCGGAAGUUCUAA